This is a messenger RNA of Notodromas monacha, 2543 nucleotides long. The record is from the annotation of a GenBank genome assembly. Lineage: Eukaryota; Metazoa; Arthropoda; Ostracoda; Podocopida; Cyprididae.
GUUAUUCUGUGCAUUUGCAGGACCGCCGACUUUUUCGGUAUCUGACUGGGAGAUAUUAAUAUCGUUCGUAGUAAAGUGUGCAAAAAAGCGAAAAAAUGUCGACUGUGCAGAUCCCUCCUUCGGCGCUGGUGAACAAAAACAAGAAGCAUUUCAUCGGCAUGCCGGCGCCUUUGGGUUAUGUGGCUGGAGUUGGACGAGGGGAUGAUCGCCAUGCUCCGCCGCCAAAAAAGAAAAAAAACGACGAGGAAGAAGAAGAGGAGGAGGAUUUGAACGACGCCAAUUAUGAUGAGUUCGCUGGAUAUGGUGGAUCGCUGUGCUCGAAAGACCCUUACGAUAAAGAUGAUGAAGAAGCGGAUCGAAUCUACUUCGAAAUCGACAAACGAAUGGAUGAAAAACGGAAGGAUUAUCGAGAGAAAAAGCUGCGAGAGGAAUUGGAGAAAUAUCGUCAAGAACGACCGAAAAUUCAGCAGAUGUUUAGUGACAUAAAGCGUGACAUGGCGGAAAUUAGUCAAGAUGACUGGCUAUCGAUACCAGACGUUGGCGAUGCUCGAAAUCGGAAACAGAGAAAUCCCCGAGCUGAGAAGUUUACUCCAUUGCCAGACAGCGUACUUGCUCGCAACGUUGCCAUGGCAUCAGGUUCGGCAACUUCCAUUGAUCCCUCUUCAGGGUUGGCAUCUGCGGUUCCUUCGACUGCGGGAGGCGCUGGAAUGUUGACCCCAAGUGGUGAUUUGGAUUUGAGGAAGAUUGGGCAAGCUAGGAACACUCUAAUGGACAUCAAGCUAAAUCAGGUUUCAGAUUCGGUUUCUGGCCAAACAGUGGUCGAUCCGAAGGGAUAUUUAACCGACCUGCAAAGCAUUUUGCCCAAAUACGGUGGCGAUAUCAACGACAUAAAACGUGCAAGAACUCUGCUGAAAUCCGUUCGUGAAACGAAUCGGGCACAUGCUCCUGGAUGGAUUGCAUCAGCGAGAUUGGAAGAGGUGACGGGAAAACUUCAAGCUGCCAGGAAUAUUAUUCUAAAAGGAUGCGAAGAAUGUCCGCAAUCGGAGGAUGUAUGGAUUGAAGCCGCCCGAUUGCACGCCGGCGCCACUGCUCAGGCUGUUCUAGCAAAUGCAGUUGUCAGACUUCCAAAUUCCGUUCGUCUGUGGUUGCGUGCCGCUGAAGUGGAGACGGAGAUCAAGAGCAAACGAAAAGUUUAUCGGAAGGCACUUGAGCACAUACCGAAUUCCGUUCGUGUAUGGAAAGCAGCCGUUGAGCUGGAAGAACCGGAAGAUGCGAGAAUUCUCCUUGGAAGAGCCGUCGAGUGUUGUCCGACGAGUGUUGAACUAUGGUUAGCGUUGGCUCGUUUGGAAACGUAUGAAAAUGCUAGACGUGUCUUGAACCGAGCGAGAGAAAACGUUCCGACCGAUCGGCUGAUUUGGAUCACCGCUGCUAAGCUAGAAGAGGCAAAUGGGAACUGUGCAAUGGUACCGAAGAUCGUCGACAGAGUUCUCGCGAUGGUGCAACGGGACAAUCCGUGCUUUGUAUCAGGUUUUCACGAGUCCCCGAAUCCUAGUGGACUGAAGUAUAAUGAAUUGAAAAAUACAAAUAUGUUUGUAUCCGAACUCGGGUUCGGUUGCGCCCCUCUUGGAGGCAUAUACGGGAAUUUUGCGGAAGAAGAGGCCAUUGCCACAGUUCGGGAUGCCGUGAAAGCAGGGAUCAACUUUUUCGACACUGCUCCGUAUUACGGUGUGGGCAAAUCCGAGGCCGUAUUGGGUGCUGCUCUGAAGGAUAUUCCGAGGGAUGCGUAUUACUUGGCUACGAAAGUGGGAAGGUACGAUUAUAAGUCGUUCGAUUACUCGGCCGAAAGAGUGUUCAGAAGCGUGAAAGAAAGCAUGGCGAAACUAAACGUAGAUUACAUCGACUUGAUACAGGUACACGAUUUCGAGUUCGCCAGAAAUGCGGAGGUGAUCGUCAAUGAAACUUUGCCUGCCUUAGAAAAACUUCGUAGGGAUGGCCUCGUGGGGUACAUUGGAAUCAACGCGUAUCCCAUCAGCAGCACGUGGGAAGUUCUGGAGAAGAAUAGAAAUUGUCGCAUCGACACGAUUUUGACGUAUUGUCGAUGGAACUUUUUCGAUCGCACGCUUGAUGACUACAUAGAUCGCCUCAAGGAGAAAAACGUGGGAAUUAUCAACGCCGCCAUUUUGGGGAUGGGUUUGCUCACGAAGGAUUCAACUUUCCCUGAAUGGCAUCCUGCUCCGAAGGAGUUGCAGGAGUUCUGCAGAAGUGCUGCCAAGUUUUGCUCGGAGAAGCCGUUUGAUUUGGGCCAAUUGGCGAUUGCGGACGCGCGGUCCCAUCCCGACAUUGCCACGCAUUUGGUGGGGAUGCAGAAUCGAACGAUGCUGAAAGAGAAUUUGCUGGCCUUCACCAGGCAAAUUAGUCCCGCCGAGAAAGACCUGGUGACCGAAGUGGAUGCCUUGUUCAAGACGAGGUUUCCUGAGCAAAGGGUGAAUUGGGAACAUGUUACGGACGAGUUGAAAGAAGAGAUCUACGGCACUGAUGUUUGA